UAAAUAUAUAUUAAUAAUUAAUACAAUGGAUAGCUUUUAUUAAAAAUAUAUCAUUCCCAAUCAAUCAGAAAAGAAGUAAAAUUCAUCCCCUCCCUCACAAGUUGCUCUUAACAAUAUUUAAGUACUCUUUCAUUAAAACUCUAGUAAUUCUUAGACGAUUACACUCCAUCCAAUCGUAAACUCAGUUUAUCAGAAGAUAGAAUUCAAGAACUGAAAUUUUCACAAUAAUUGUCAUCCCAGAAUAAAUUAAGUCAAGAAUUCUAGUCUGAAUUUCCUAAUUCUUAAGUAACAAUUAUUUCACCUCAAAAUAGAUGAAAUAAACUUAAAUUAGUAUUGAUAUCAAAUAAAAUUAACAUUAAGAGUUUUAAUCCAUUAAAGAUGAUUAGCUUCUUUAAACAAAUACUAUUAUUGAAUCACCUCUAAAGUUGAAUCCAGAUGAUUCACCAAAAAAGAAUAAAUUUAAAGCUUUUGGGAAUUUAUUACUUAGUAUUAGAAGAUUAUAAUAGAACAUAGUUGAACAAAUUUCAAAUGCUGUAUAAUAUAUAAAUCAAAUUGAUAGAAUUAACUUAAAGAAACUAUGAUAAAACCUUCCAAUAUUAAUAAUGUAACUAAAAUCCAUCCAGAACCAUCCUCAAGAGACACUGAUAAUGUUAAUGAAAUUUUAUCCAACUUGAAAUUAAUAGAUAGAUUUAUUUAUUAUUCUGAAUAAGGAUCAUUAAAAGAUAUUUAAAACAUGAAAAAAUUAUUAUAAGUUUAUCCCAAAAAGUAACUUAUUGUAUUAUAAUAGACACUUAUAUUGUCCCACUGAUCCUAAGCAUAUACUAAAUUCUUUCAAUAAAUUUGGAUAAAACUCAUUGUAUAUUUCUUGCAAAAAUGGAAAUCUUGAAGUCAUUAAAUUUUUAUUAGAUUAAUAAGCAAAUCCUUUUAUUAAAAGCAAAGUUUAUGAUAAUUUUUACGAAUCUCCUUUAGAAGUAUCCAUCAGGUGGAAUCAUUUUCAUUGUGUUUAAUUAUUAAUAGAAAAGUCUAACUAUUCAAACAAAGAAUUAAAAGCUGCUGCUCAAUAAACAACAAAUUCUGAAAUCAAAUAACUCAUUAAGCAACAUCUUAAAUCAGAUACUCUUUGUUGUUUUUGA
Paramecium sonneborni is the source of this 1133-nucleotide messenger RNA. Lineage: Eukaryota; Ciliophora; Oligohymenophorea; Peniculida; Parameciidae. The record is from the annotation of a GenBank genome assembly.